Molecule: messenger RNA, 801 nt
Organism: Closterium sp. Naga37s-1
Lineage: Eukaryota; Viridiplantae; Streptophyta; Zygnematophyceae; Desmidiales; Closteriaceae
Source: the annotation of a GenBank genome assembly
AUGGGUGCUGGCCGAAAGACCACGACGUAUCAGUAUGACACGGCAAACCAGAAGGGAGAUUCGUCGCGCCAGCGCGUGCAGUUCCGCCUGUUGCCGCGGGAGCAGCUGGGGGGUUGCGUGUUCGGAUGCACCAAGGAGACUUUCUCGGAAUGUAUCAGAAAAGAGCUAUUUGGCCUGCCCUACAACCACAUGGAGUACGUUCAGAACAUCAAACCCGGCUUGCCUCUCUUCCUCUUUAACUACUCGGACCGCCGCUUACACGGGAUCUUUGAGGCGGUCAGCCAUGGCGAUUUGGAAAUCGACCCACAUGGCUGGACGGGCAAGAAUGGCGGCGAGACACGCUUCCCCGCCCAGGUGAAGGUUCGUCUGCGCCACAAGUUUUCCCCUCUCCCUGAGAGCACCUACGGCCCGACCCUAUCAGCCAACUACUACUCCCCCACACACUUCUUCUUCGAAUUGGACCACCAGCAAACCCAGAAGCUCCUCGCUCUCUACUGCAAGCACACCCCUGCCGCUGGCCCCUCCCGCCCUAGCACGUCUUUUACUUCGUCUCAGAAACCCACUCACUCAGCCGUCUUCCUUCCGCUCCCUUCCCCCUCUUUUUCCUCCCUUUCAGGUGAAGGUUCGUCUGCGCCACAGGUGCUCCCCUCUCCCCGAGACCGCCUACGGCCCAGCCCUCAACUACUACUCCCCCACGCACUUCUUUUUCGAAUUGGAACACCAGCAGACCCAGAAGCUCCUCGCUCUCUACUGCAAGCACUCCCCUGCCGCUGGCCCAUCCCGCCCCAGCCCAUCUUUUGA